GAGGCAUCCCGGUGUACGACUUCGCGGCCCCGCUCACGCUUGCCGACUUCGCUGCGCUGCGCCCUGCCGCCGUUCGGAUGGUGGCCGAGCACGACGCCGCGCUCGUCGCCGCAGGGGUGCAGGCCGUCGCGCCCGCCGCCGCCGCUGCUGGCCUUGGCCCCGCGGCGGCCCCGCCCGCGGCAGCCCUGGCUCCCGCGCCGCCCUUGCUGGCAGCUGCUGGUUGCCGCCGCCGGGGCUCCUUCCUCCCGCUGCGGGUGCCCUCGCUCCUGGGGCCGCUGCCGCCGCCGGCGCCGCUGGUGGGCAUGGAGGCCUACACGCUGCGCUGGCCGCUGGCCCAGG
Messenger RNA from Prorocentrum cordatum, 339 nucleotides. NCBI's taxonomy places the organism in Eukaryota, Dinophyceae, Prorocentrales, Prorocentraceae. The record is from the annotation of a GenBank genome assembly.